UCUUGAACUGUUUGGACUUCUACAACAUGCCAUCUGCUAAUCAAAGGCUCACAGUACAGCAGCAGACAUCAUCUUUAUCAUGUCAGUAACGCUACACACCUCUCUGGGUGAUAUCAAGAUUGAAGUGUUCUGCGAAGCGGCACCGAAAGCGGCAGAGAACUUCCUAGCAUUAUGCGCUUCAGGAGCAUACGAUAAUUGUCUCUUUCAUCGAAAUAUCAAAAACUUUAUGAUACAAACCGGAGAUCCAACCGGCACCGGCAAAGGAGGACAGUCGAUCUGGGGCAGUCCCUUUGCAGAUGAGAUCCGGCCGACGCUCAAAUUCAAUUCUCGUGGAGUAGUCGCCUGCGCAAACGCUGGCCCGGAUACCAACAAAUCGCAGUUUUUCAUCACAUAUGCCAAGCAACCAUCUCUCGACGGAAAAUAUACCAUCUUUGGGCGAGUAAUAGACGGAUCAGAUUCCACCCUGGAAACCAUGGAGAAGGUCCCAGUCAACCCAAAAAACAGGCCGCUGCAUGAGAUUAAACUCGAAUCGAUCACAAUCCACGCCAACCCGAUCGCAGAUGCCGCUCGAUAGAAGAAAGCACGAAAGUAUUGUCGUC
This is a messenger RNA of Filobasidium floriforme, 599 nucleotides long. RefSeq names its product cyclophilin-like domain-containing protein. Gene Ontology annotation, molecular function: peptidyl-prolyl cis-trans isomerase activity. Gene Ontology annotation, cellular component: catalytic step 2 spliceosome. Bases 80 to 574 code for a protein of 164 amino acids. The record is from RefSeq and is a predicted model, not a curated record. Gene Ontology annotation, biological process: protein folding; protein peptidyl-prolyl isomerization. The transcript has 10 exons. NCBI's taxonomy places the organism in Eukaryota, Fungi, Basidiomycota, Tremellomycetes, Filobasidiales, Filobasidiaceae.